CCUCCUCCUCAGUCCGGCCCUGACAGCUCCGAGAAGCCGGCUACACACACACACAACAGCGAGAUCACCGGGACCAUUGAAUUAGCUUAUUGUUAUCCAAACGCAAUUCUAUCCGCUCCUUGAUUAGAAUAAUAUGGUGUCUGUUUGAUUCAAAAGAGAAAAGGAAAAAAAAAAAGAGGAAAAGAUGGCACAGAGAGACACGCUGCUGCAUCUAUUCGCCGGCGGAUGUAGUGGGACGGUGGGAGCCAUCGUGACCUGCCCCCUGGAGGUGUUGAAGACGCGGUUGCAGUCAUCCGGCCUCACCCUCCGGCCCGUCUUCCAGGUGCAGCUGGGCACCCUCAGCGGCGCCGGCGUUAUCCGACCAGGGACCGUUACCCCUGGGCUGCUGCAGGUCCUACGAUCAAUUCUUGAGAAGGAGGGACCAAGAUCUCUUUUCCGUGGACUGGGGCCGAACCUUGUUGGCGUUGCCCCUUCGAGGGCCAUUUACUUUGCUGCAUACUCGAAAUCUAAAGAGAUGUUCAAUGGACUGUUGGUCCCCAAUAGUGGUUUGGUGCACAUGUCUUCUGCUGGUGUUGCAGCGUUCGUCACCAACUCCCUGAUGAACCCCAUCUGGAUGGUCAAGACCAGGAUGCAGCUGGAGAAAAAAGCCAGAGGAGAGAAGAAGAUGAACGCACUGCAGUGCGCCCGCUACGUUUACAACACCGAAGGAAUCCGAGGCUUCUACCGCGGCCUCACCGCGUCCUACGCUGGCAUUUCGGAGACCAUGAUCUGCUUCCUCAUCUACGAGACGCUGAAGAAACACUUGGCCAAGAGCCAGUUCACAUCGUCGAAAAGUGAAAACGAGAAGGGAGCGUCGGACUUCCUGGGCCUGAUGAUGGCAGCUGCUUUUUCAAAGGGUUGUGCGUCCUGCAUAGCCUACCCACACGAGGUCAUCCGGACACGGCUGCGCGAGGAAGGCAGCAAGUACAAGUAUUUCUUCCAGACGGGGAGGUUGAUAGCGGUGGAGGAAGGAUACGCGGCGUUUUAUAGAGGACUCAUUCCACAGCUGAUCAGACAGAUCCCUAACACAGCCAUCGUCCUCUCCACAUAUGAACUCAUCGUCCACCUGCUGGGAGAAUCUAAAUGAAGUCUGAACAUUGGGGGGGACUCCCUGACGAGUAAUAGAUACCACACUGGGCAAAAGACUUUUGGGGGGAAAAAAGAAAUAAAACCGGUGCGUACAUUUAUGUGGUUCGUCAGAGGCCGUUACGACGGAACUAAUGAAGAACAGGUUGUACUGUUAUCCAAAGAGCUAAAUUCAUUAUUUUAUCGAAUGCAUGUUAGGAGUUCACCAAAAUAAGAGCAAGAAUUCAUGGUACGUGUGAAACUCCAAGCCUGUGAAAAAGGUCAUCUUCUUAGAGGACUAGUUUUAAGUUAACUAAAUUAUUUUUGUUUCGUUAUUUUACGAUAAUGUUUGUUUCCUUUUUAUCAGUGGUUAAAUGUAUCGUACACACACGCACUACUGGGCAGGUUCACUCGAUUAGUUAAUGAAGGGAUGUAAUUCAGCAGCAGUGCUCAUAAUAGUGCUGUUCUUUGUGUUGAAAUGCCGACACGGACGAGAGACUUUCUGUUAUAGUUUGACAAAUACAGUCUGCUGGAUUUAAAGUUUGCGUUACAGAAGAAUUUAUCAUAUUUUUCAGUAAUAUAUAUAAAUAUAUAUUAUUUUACGGACUUAUCUGUAUGUUUUCUUUGUGGAAAAAGAUGGUCACCUUUUACAUUACAGUGAGAACUUGGAUGCUUAAUUGACCAGUGGUUCAAUAAAAUGCAUCGGAUAUCCACAUCA
Mugil cephalus (flathead mullet) is the source of this 1822-nucleotide messenger RNA. It is a transcript of the gene slc25a33, whose product is annotated as solute carrier family 25 member 33. The transcript is spliced from 7 exons. Gene Ontology annotation, biological process: pyrimidine nucleotide import into mitochondrion. Gene Ontology annotation, cellular component: mitochondrion. Gene Ontology annotation, molecular function: pyrimidine nucleotide transmembrane transporter activity. NCBI's taxonomy places the organism in Eukaryota, Metazoa, Chordata, Actinopteri, Mugiliformes, Mugilidae. The record is from RefSeq and is a predicted model, not a curated record. The coding region runs from base 185 to 1126 and encodes 313 amino acids.